This is a messenger RNA of Amaranthus tricolor (Joseph's coat), 1497 nucleotides long. RefSeq lists its product as uncharacterized. The transcript is spliced from 5 exons. Bases 1 to 1497 code for a protein of 498 amino acids. Lineage: Eukaryota; Viridiplantae; Streptophyta; Magnoliopsida; Caryophyllales; Amaranthaceae. The record is from RefSeq and is a predicted model, not a curated record.
AUGGCGGCCUUCGAUGGAACAUCCUGCCCCGAGGAACACUUGAUGGCAUACAAAAACUUGAUGUUGCUGUACACCACCAACCCGGCAUUGUGGUGCAAAUUCUUCCCAACUACUCUCACAGGAGUAGCCUUGACGUGGUACACCUCUCUUCCAGGGAGAAGUAUCCACACCUUUGCCCAAUUAGAGAGCAAAUUCCUGGGUCACUUUGUGGCAUCCAGAAGGCAGGAGAAAUCAAACUUCCAUUUGCUUAGCAUAACGCAACUGGAAGGGGAAUCCAUAUCAUCGUAUCUGAGGAAAUUCCAUGAGGCUGUGCUGGAGGCACAUGACCCAAAGAGGCGUAAAUCAGAAAAGAAGGAUCCAAUAUCCAAUCGCUCCUCAAGGAGCAUAGAGGAACAUCCAUCUAGGAGGGAUAAAAAUUACAUGCCGCAUCGUCCAGAGCCUCCAUCAGACAUGGGACCUCCACGAUCCCGGCACGUAUAUGCCGUUGAAGGGGAGUCCAAAACGCGGAAUUUGCUUGAUGGAGGUAAUGACCCGAGGUUCAAUUGGAACAGGAAGGACAUUUUCUUCGCUGUUCGGGAUGAGUUGCCAACUCCCCCUCCUAUUACCACUCCCUCCGAUCGACGCAACUACAAUCUGUGGUUCAUCAAUCGAAAGGACUAUGGCACGAGAGGCGACGCGGAAGGAAGGCCUUGGAACCAGAAAAGAAACGAGGCUAGGCGUGAAAGUUCCAACACACAAGGAACCAUCAAUAUGAUUUUCAGCGGCUACACCGAGGAAUAUCCCACAAUCCGCGCUACGAAAGGCAGCGUCCAUACUUUGUUCAAAGGACCCCCAAAAACCACCUCAAGUGGGCCGAUCAUGAGAUUUGAUGCCACUACUUCCCAACCGUUGCAACAACCACACACUGAUCCUUUAGUGGUUACCAUCAAGAUUGGGCAAAUGAUGGUGAGGCGAGUAUUGGUGGAUACCGGAAGCACAGCCGAUCUUAUAACGAUGGAAUGCCUAAGAAAAAUGAAAUUCGAAGAAAAGCACCUGCAACCCCUUGAUAAACCUUUGAUUGGGUUUGGAGGAAACCAGGUCAUUCCAAUGGGAACAAUCAUACUCCCUGUGCGAGUAGGGGAAAGAAGCGGAAGCAGAACUAUGCCCAUACGAUUCACGGUGGUGGAUCUCGUAUUCCCCUACAACGCCAUCAUUGGGCUUCCACUUAUUAACAAGAUCAAAGCAGCAAUCUUUCCUCAUCAACUCUUGCUGCAAUUCGAGCGGGAUGAUGGACAAGUUGGCAUCCUCAAGGGAGACCAGUCGCGUUGUCAUUUGUAUUCUGUUUUAUCAGCACUCAUCCCGCGGCAUGCUCGCGUUGUCAUUUGUAUUCUUAGUGAUCAUCAAAAUUCAUUUAUAACAUCAGAAGUUUUAUUUUCAGAUUAUCCGGCUCUUAUAUUCGAUUGCUCCGUGGCAUGCUUCAAAGCCGCGGCUCAGUUGGCGUUAUUCGUUUCUCUUUAA